Tricharina praecox is the source of this 1526-nucleotide messenger RNA. RefSeq lists its product as uncharacterized. Lineage: Eukaryota; Fungi; Ascomycota; Pezizomycetes; Pezizales; Pyronemataceae. The record is from RefSeq and is a predicted model, not a curated record. The transcript has a single exon. The coding region runs from base 442 to 1344 and encodes 300 amino acids.
AUGCUGUCUCGUCUCGUCUGCAAAACACGACACCACCACCACCGCACCCUGCACGGAUUGAGCGACUGGCACUCUGCACACUACUAGACACGCGCAAUGAGAUAGUUUCCGACUUUGCUCGCUCUCGCUCUGGCGGAGAUAAAACCCCGACGAUAUCCCGCCAUCUUGACAAACUUCGAAGCUCGACACGAAACGAAAAAUCUCGGACGCACGCACGCUUCAGCACUCGCCUUACUACCGAGAAGCUAGCACUCGCACCUUCCAGAAGUCGCCCAACUGUCAAUCAACGCGGGAGCUUCCAAGAGCUAAAUCGUCAAUUCCCGCCCCACCAACACUACAAGCCUCAACCUCAACCACCACCACAAUCGUAACUACAACCACAACCACAACCUCACCAUCCACCACCCCUCCCCCACCGAAGCCAGCAACACAACCACCACAAUGAUCCGCUUCACCCCCACCCCCACCCCCACCCCCACCCCCACCCCCACCCCCGCCCCGCCAUUCUCGCACUCCGUCUCCUCCGAGUGGCAGCACCUGCGCUUCCCUCGCACCCCCACCCCCACCGCCACCGCCGCCACAAACCCCCCCAGCACACCCUCCCCCGCCCCAGCAAGCCCGUACACGCACCAAUUCCACACGAUCCCCACCAUGUCCACCAUCCCCACCAUGAACAGCAUGUCCACGAUGGGCACCUACCGCCACCCCGCGCCCUCCCAAUCCUCGCUCUCAAGCUCCUCCGCAUCCCCCUGCCCCUCCCUCUCCCCCUCCCUCUCCCCCCCCAUCUCCACCCCCUACACCCCCUACACGCCCUACGCGCGCACCACAAUCGAGAUCGAAGAGCUCUCGGACUGCGACUCCUCCAGCUCCUCCGACUCGGACUGCGACAGCCCCAGCGCCGUCGAGAUCCUGCACGGCGAGUUCGAGGAUGCGCCGGAGGACUACGGCCGCGCUGUCUCCACGUGCUCUGAGUACGAUUCCGAUUCCGACUACGAGUGCGGCGACGAGGUUGAGAAACGCCGCUUACUCGCCGAGAUGCGACGGCUGUGGAUUGCUACUAGUGCGCCGGGGACGCCGUCUACCGGCGGAGGUGUGAGGAGGAAGCGCCGCUACGCCGACAGCCUGGACGGUAGUGACGACGAGGCUACGUGCGAUAGCGGCUGUAGUACCGACUCUGGCAGUGGCGGCAGGAUCAGGAGGCGCAAGCUGGCGCCGUCGAGUACGCAGACUAGGGAUAGGGUCGAGAGGGAGAGAAGGGAGAGGCAGAGGGAUAGGGAUAUGCAGAUGGAGAGUGCUAGUGGCAGGAGUACGCCCGAGUGGAUGUUGGAUGAGAUGGAGCUGUGAAGCGGCAAGGAAAAAAGGAAUGAGGGCGGAAUGGAGUUGGAGUUGGCUUUGCGGAUGUUUGUUUACGGAUGGCGUUGGGGUUGGAGGGGAUCUGCUUCUACUUUUUUCCUUCAUCUUUGGUUUUCUACUCUUGUACUUUGCUUCCGACAUUAAAAGGUCUGGCGUUCGGAGAGGUGUGCUUU